GGGAAAUGAAAGGCAGAUCAAUGCAAGAGCGUCUCAUGGCGCAUCAACAGAAUGUCCAACAAAUAAUGCGAAUGCCAAUGCUGAAAGCUGCGGCAUGUCAUCUAAUGAAACCUUGAAGAAUCCACCGCAGCAGUUGUCAGGAACAUCUUCAUUUGACAACAGCGAAUAUUGUAUAUUUACACAGAAGCAAUCUUCUGAACUACAUGACAACGAUCAUUUGGAUACCGACCGUGAAGAUAGUGGUAUUCAUACCACUGACGUAUCGUGUUCUGUAUCUCAAGCAGACGAUCAGAAUGAAGAAGUCGAACAGGACGAUGAGGCUAGUCAAAAGCUUCAGCUUUCCAACAAUCACAAAAUUGAAGCACUGCCUUCUAGCAAACCAUAUUAUCUUGAUCAAGCUGACGCUGAAGAAAUUUAUAAUGACGGAAUUCUUGACGAUGCUCUGGAAAUGGCUUUCCAAGAAAUUGAUACAAUGGACGUAACUCCUUCACAAGCUAAUUAUCCUCAUGAUUCGGACACAUUCUCUCAAAAUGUAAGCAGCAUUAAAACCAAUUCUGAACAGAUCAAGAAGAACAUGAGAGCUGAAGAUUUUGAACCCUAUUACCAAGUGCCGAAGUCACAGGAGCCAUAUUAUGAAGUACCAAAGACUAAAUUUAUACCAUUAUACGAAAACGUGGAUAUUGUGCGUGCAGCGGCGAUGAGGAGUAGUGAAGCAGUUGAUUUAACUGUUGCUGGCUGUACAAAUCAGCAACCACCAAAAGAGAAACCACCACCGCCUCCAGUUGACAUGAGUCCAGACGACCGGUUGGAAAAUGCGGAAAAUUUCAAACGCAUAAAUUCUACGAAACGUAUCAAAAACGAAAUCCGCAAUAGCCGGACCAGCUUUCUUGGCAUAGAAUCGCAUGAUGAAAAUGGUGGCCAAUUGUCGUUUGCCCAUUUGCUCAAAUCGAAUGCCAGUGACCAGCAGGAUAGCAGAAGUGAACAAAACUAUCUUUUAAAAGCUAGAUCGUACUCCGAUGUUGGAGAUAUUCGAGACUCGAGUGUUGUACAAAAUCAUUUACGCCAAAACAGCGACCUGUGUACUUCACUGUACGGUGGAUCCCUAGACAUGGUCACACCAAAUCAACCAUCAGAUCAACGAUUUUUAACAUUCAAUCAAUACACUGAAAUUAACAAAGAUAAUCCGUUGCAGCGAAGCUUUACCGAGGGAACAAACCACUGGCUGAUAGACAAUGAAUUUUUGAAACAAGAGAAUGCCCAAAACAUGUCGAACCAUGUAGAAGCCCUACAUGAUAUGGAGCAAGUAAAGGAGCUUCGACAAUCCUAACAACAUGACUCGUUUGCUCGCAAAUGAAAUGAAUGUGAAUACAUCUAGUGCACAAAGCAAUAAUCCCAAUGAAAACGAGGAUAAAAUUCUUAGCGUGAGUGGUAAAAAAAAAUGUUCACAUUGCAAUAAUGAGUUAG
Molecule: messenger RNA, 1464 nt
Organism: Culex quinquefasciatus (southern house mosquito)
Lineage: Eukaryota; Metazoa; Arthropoda; Insecta; Diptera; Culicidae
Exons: 5
Coding region: 95-1327 (410 amino acids)
Source: RefSeq, a predicted model, not a curated record